CCUCAACCCCUGCACUCCGCUGCUGCUAAAAUGUGAUGUUGCCAUCCGCCCGGUUGCUUCUAGUUUAGUCCCCCACUCCAGUCACUCCACUCCGCUCCUCCUGGUUAUGGGCUCCGGCGAGGUGGAUGGACGCGCAUUGCUGGAGUCGGAGCAGCAGUAGCGGCGGCCAAACAGGCGGGGGAUCUGGAUCCGAGGCACCACCACCGGGGUCCUCACGGCGGCGACGGAGGCGGCGGCGGAGGAGGAGGAGGAGGAGCGCAGCAGGAAGCAGAUGAGCAGCAGCAGCAGCAGCAGCACAACCACCGGCUGCUCCAGCUCCACCAACAAGUGCAGGACCAAGCAGACCCGCCGCCGGCUCCCGUCUUCCAGCUCCAGCACCUGCAGGCGGCGGCGGCCGUGAGGCAGCGGGGUCUGUCCGCCGAGUAUGCCCUUCUCGCGCCCAUGGGCGACGCCGGCCAGUCCCACGACCACCACGGCUUCCAGCCGCAGCUCCUCUCCUUCGGGAGCCAGCACUACGUGCACCAGUUCGCGGCGCAGGCGCAGGCGCCUGUGGCGGCGUCCCACUCGCGGUCGCGGGGAGGAGCAGGCGCGGGCGGCGAGAUCGUGGCAGCGACGUCUGCCUCGCACUCGCGCGUGAGAGGCGGCGGCGGCGGCGGCGGGGAGAUCGUGGCGGUGCAGGGAGGGCACAUUGUGCGCUCCACCGGGCGCAAGGACCGGCACAGCAAGGUCUGCACGGCGCGCGGGCCGCGCGACCGCCGCGUGCGCCUGUCGGCGCACACGGCCAUCCAGUUCUACGACGUGCAGGACCGCCUGGGCUACGACCGCCCCAGCAAGGCCGUCGACUGGCUCAUCAAGAACGCCAAGGACGCCAUCGACAAGCUCGAGGUGCUGCCCGCGUGGCAGCCCACGGCCACCGCCUCCAAUGCCGCCGCGCCGCCGUCCUCCUCGACCCACCCCGACUCCGCCGAGAACUCCGACGACCAGGCGCAGGCCAUCACCGUCGCGCACACGUCCUUCGACUUCCCCGGCGCCGGUGGAGCCAGCGGUGGCGCCAGCGGCACAGGCUUUCUCCCGCCGUCGCUCGACUCCGACUCCAUCGCGGACACGAUCAAGUCGUUCUUUCCCAUGGCCGGCACGGCAGGCGGGGAGGCGUCCUCGUCCACGGCGGCGGCGCAGUCGUCGGCCAUGGGCUUCCAGAGCUACACGCCUGACCUCCUGUCGCGCACCGGCAGCCACAGCCAGGAGCUCCGGCUGUCGCUGCAGUCUCUCCCAGACCCCAUGUUCCACCACCGGCACCAGCAGCAGGACCGAUCGCACGGCCACGGCGGCAAUGGCUCCGCGCAGCAGGCGCUCUUCCCCGGCUACUCGUUCGGCGGCGGCGCCAUGUGGGCCGAGCAGGCGCAGGGCCAGCGCAUGGUGCCGUGGAACGUGCCCGACCCAGGCGGCGGGAGCACUGGCGGCUACCUGUUCAACGUGUCGCAGCAGGCGGCGCACAUGCAGGCGGCGCUUGCCGGCCAGAGCCAGUUCUUCUUCCAGAGGGGACCCCUUCAGUCCAGUAACCAGCCCUCCGAGAGAGGAUGGCCGGAGACCGUCGAAGCCGACAACCCGAUGCAGCAGCACCAAGGGGGGCUCAGCCCCGCCGUGUUCGCGCCCGGCAUCGGCUUCUCCGGGUUCCGCAUCCCCACCAGGAUACAGGGCGACGAGGACCACAACGGCGGCGGCAAUGGCGACAAGCCGCCGCCGUCCGUGUCCUCGGCUUCUCACCACUGACAGCAGCAGUGGAGCACAGAUCGAUUACUCCACCACCAACCACCAUGAGCAUUCAGCGCUACGCCAUGUACCAGUAGCACCAUCCUCAGCUCCUCCACUUGCACCCUUGAAGUUGAUUUGCAGCUGCUCCCUAUGAGAAUGGAUGGUUGCAACAAGGAGGAGCAAAGUUGGGAGCUGCCACUCUUUUGGUUGGUCGGUCGGUCGGUUUUCUAGAUCUCUAUCUGCAGAUUGUGUCACUGGUUUUUGCUUCAAAGUACUCACUCGGAGCUUCUUAAUUAGAAUUAGGCCUGUGAGAGUGCAGCGCACUGGCUAGAUCGAUGGCUUGUUUGUUGCACCACAGUAGGUUUAGUUGAUGUUCUUUCUAGUUGCUCUAGUUCAAGCUUUGUUUGCUUUCACUUUGUUCUUGUUGGUGACUCGUGAUGGAUGGUUAAUGCGCUUCCUCCUGUGGUUCAGGAGCUAUCAGUGCUAGCAGAUGUUGUUGUUAACCAGAUAUGUGGAUGGGGACAGGAGUCUUUCGUUCUUU
Molecule: messenger RNA, 2293 nt
Organism: Panicum hallii
Lineage: Eukaryota; Viridiplantae; Streptophyta; Magnoliopsida; Poales; Poaceae
Product: transcription factor PCF5-like
Exons: 3
Coding region: 442-1770 (442 amino acids)
Biological process (GO): regulation of secondary shoot formation
Cellular component (GO): nucleus
Molecular function (GO): sequence-specific DNA binding; DNA-binding transcription factor activity
Source: RefSeq, a predicted model, not a curated record